Molecule: messenger RNA, 1191 nt
Organism: Aspergillus heteromorphus CBS 117.55
Lineage: Eukaryota; Fungi; Ascomycota; Eurotiomycetes; Eurotiales; Aspergillaceae
Product: putative Zn-dependent hydrolase/oxidoreductase family protein
Exons: 4
Coding region: 1-1191 (396 amino acids)
Biological process (GO): N-acylphosphatidylethanolamine metabolic process; N-acylethanolamine metabolic process
Cellular component (GO): membrane-bounded organelle; cytoplasm
Molecular function (GO): N-acylphosphatidylethanolamine-specific phospholipase D activity; zinc ion binding
Source: RefSeq, a predicted model, not a curated record
AUGAGCUCCUCUACCUCGGCCGCCCUCUUCUCCAUGACGGUCAUGCUGUCUCCCGUGUCUCCGGGACCAGAAGACAUCAAGGAGAAGACCCAUCACCUCAAAAAUGGGUUCCAGAACCCCUGGGACUCAUGGAGAACCCCGUCAUUCGGAGACAUAACCCGCUUCUGGAGACAACUUAUAACCGGGAAAAUCAAGUUCCCAGACACGACACCCCCGACAGUGAUUGUUCAGAAACCCACCUUCCUGCCAACGCGAGAAACACCCAAUCUCCGGGCGACAUGGCUCGGUCAUGCUUGUUACUACGUCGAAUUCCCCAGUGGUCUACGGGUUCUCUUCGACCCUGUAUUUGAGGACCGUUGCUCCCCGUUAUCCUUUAUGGGCCCAAAGCGCUACACCGACGUGCCUUGCCAGAUCGAUGAGAUCCCGACCAUUGAUGCUGUGGUGAUCUCUCACAACCAUUAUGACCAUCUCUCGCACCCGACUGUGACCGAAAUCUCCAAACGCCAUCCAAAUUGCCAUUUCUUUGCGCCGCUCGGUAACAAGGACUGGUUCACGAGCAUUGGCAUCAAGAACGUGACCGAAUUGGAUUGGUGGGAUGAACGCGACCUUGUCCUUUCACCGUCGCAAGGAUCAGGACCUGAGGUCGAGGGCGCCGGGGAAGGCGCUGGUUCCGGGCCGUCAGAUAUUACAGCACGAAUUGGCUGCUUGCCUUCGCAACACACGAGUAACAGAGGCAUCUUUGAUCGGUCGAAAACCCUGUGGGCUUCUUGGUACAUCGAGUCUGGUGGGAAGAAACUAUAUUUUGGAGGAGAUUCGGGAUACAGGACGGUGCCGGAACUCCCAGCUGAUACCGACGAUUGGGCUCCGGAGUAUAACUUCCCCACAUGCCCUGCCUUCAAAGAGAUUGGAAAGUACCGGGGACCCUUCGAUCUCGGGCUCAUCCCGAUUGGGGCCUAUCAGCCGAGAUGGUUCAUGAGCACCAUGCACGCCGACCCUCAUGACGCAGUGCGGAUAUUUGAAGACACGAAGUGCAAAAAGGCCAUGGGCAUCCAUUGGGGCACUUGGGUGUUGACCAAUGAAGAGGUUCUGGAGCCGCCAAAAAAGCUGAAGGAGGCUCUGAGCAGACAUGGGAUUCCUGAGGUGGGAGUGUUUGACGUCUGCCAGAUUGGCGAAAGUCGGGAGUUUGAGUGA